AUGCACGCCUUACCUGCUGCAUCCCGCGUCGAAUCGCGACUACCGCUGUGUGCCAAGCUGCGGAACGAGCUGAGCGAGAACGGGCCCUGGGACUGCGCGCCCUUCACUGUGGCGGCCGACCCGUCAGCCCCUACCCCCGCCCCGACCCCGGGCUCCCGCGAAGUGCCCUCCACCACCACCGCGCCAGCGGCGCCGGCGACAACGCCUUCUCCGGUAGGAACUCCGGCUCCUGUGGCCGUUGUAACAGCGACCGCCGCCCCCGCACCGGCCACCGGAGAGCCGGGGUCCCCUGGGGUCCCGCCGAUUCCGGUGCCCGCCAAGACGGUGUGCGACCCCGCGGCGGAGCUGUCGUUCACGUACGACGCGAGGGAGGACGAGGAGAUCGAGGGGUCGCUCGUGACGAUCGAGCACGCCAGCGGGGACCGGACGGAGCUAGGCUGCGUGACGCUGACGGAGAUGUGGCAGUGGCUGCAGUCGGGCCCGGAGGGGGUACCCACGGACCUUCUUUAUCCCGUCGACCCGGCCACCGGUGCCGCCAUCACGACAGCGUCGACGGUGGAGGAGCUUACUGGCGUGUGGCUCGUGAGAACCUCGCUGGCCGUCUCUAACGGCGUGACGAUGAACCUCAAGGGCACCUCAGUGGGGGGCGACUGCGACGAGCUGAAGAUCAGGAGCUCGCCGACGCUGAUUCACGCCGUCCGGGGGCACGGCGGCAACCUCGACAUCUACAAGACUUUGAUCCAGAGCUGGGACGAAAAUCUGCUGACGGCUCACAUCCUGGCCGACGACAGCACCGGGGACGAGCCCCGCUCCUACAUCGCCUGCAGCAGCGAGGUGGUGAACGAGAACGACACGUGCGACUCGGGUUACGCGAGGGAGGACAAGGGCGAGUGCCGGAUGGACAUGGUGGACAGCGAGCUGGGACACAUGGGCUACUUCGCCUCUGAAUCCUACGGCAUCACCUGGAAGGUCCGAGGCUUCUGCGAGGACAUGAGCAACCCGGAGGUGUUCGACAACGUCAACGUCUACGGGGACAUCACGAACUGCGACAUCCACCACAUGUGGUACGGCAUGUACAGCUAUGGCCACCAGGGUGGAGUCUGGACCGACUCUCUCAUGCACGGUGAGGACGACAACUACGUGUACGGGUUCGACCCUCACGAUGACAGCGACUACCUCACCAUCAGAAACAACACUGUGUGGAACAACAAGAAGCACGGCAUCAUCGCGUCCAAGCGCUGCGACCACGUGGUGAUCCAGGACAACACGGUGGACACCAGCGGCGGGUCGGGGAUCAUGCUCCACAGAAGCUGCGACGACUCGGAGAUCACCGGUAAGGCUGGCUAUGGGCCGCGACGGGGGGGGGUACGACGCUUGGAAUUGUAG
This is a messenger RNA of Ectocarpus sp. CCAP 1310/34, 1386 nucleotides long. NCBI's taxonomy places the organism in Eukaryota, Phaeophyceae, Ectocarpales, Ectocarpaceae. The record is from the annotation of a GenBank genome assembly.